AUGAACGUGGUACCAUAUAGCGGCUCGAGAAGGUGCAAUGAUAGCCAGCCCACCAACAUACUCAGAAAGACCCCACAUCAUGCCAACCGAGUGGCAGCACGAUCUGAUCAGUUGAACAGCGUUGCAGGUUGCAGUGAUGCUGUCAUCGGCAUGAAAACACAACUCUCCACGCGGCUCAAUAUUCCCACAAAAGGCGAGACGCACCAGACUGCGGAGCUCGCAUUGCAAUAUUUCCAGGGACACCUCGAUAGACUCUCUUCCUAUGAGCUCAACUUUCUGUACCAAAUUCGGGAGCGUCUUCAAUGA
This is a messenger RNA of Penicillium waksmanii, 306 nucleotides long. RefSeq lists its product as uncharacterized. The transcript has 2 exons. The record is from RefSeq and is a predicted model, not a curated record. NCBI's taxonomy places the organism in Eukaryota, Fungi, Ascomycota, Eurotiomycetes, Eurotiales, Aspergillaceae. Bases 1 to 306 code for a protein of 101 amino acids.